This is a messenger RNA of Cajanus cajan (pigeon pea), 1801 nucleotides long. RefSeq names its product Sec14p-like phosphatidylinositol transfer family protein. Lineage: Eukaryota; Viridiplantae; Streptophyta; Magnoliopsida; Fabales; Fabaceae. Gene Ontology annotation, molecular function: lipid binding. The record is from RefSeq and is a predicted model, not a curated record.
UAGUGUUGACGAAUGUUGGUUUAGAAAAUAGAAACGUACUAUUCUAUUUUAGUAUUUUAGCGUAGAAACUAGAAAGCAGCAUUUAUCUUGAUUCUGUGUCUGAGGAUCCGUAAUGGCCGAAAAUGAUUCAAACCCUCCUGGUCCUCCAGGCGCUGCACCGGCGGUGGAGGUUGAAGAGGAAGAGAAAGAGAGGGAGUCGUUGAAGGAGGAGAGCAAUAGGGUUUCGGAAUGGGAGAGAAAGAGCGUGGAAGAGCUGAAAGAGGUUCUGAGAGAGGAGUUGAAGUCGGAAGGGGAGGUCUCGAUCUGGGGAGUCCCUCUCCUGAAGGACGAAAGGAGUGACGUGAUCCUCCUAAAGUUUCUGAGAGCGCGAGAGCUGAAAGUGAGGGAAGCUCUUGUGAUGAUUCAGAACACCCUCAAAUGGAGGAAGGACUUCAACAUCGACGCCCUCUUGGACGAGGAUCUCGGCGAUGACCUGGACAAGGUCGUCUUCAUGCAUGGGCACGGCAGAGAGGGCCACUCCGUCUGUUACAACGUCUACGGAGAGUUCCAGAACAAGGACCUCUACCAAAAGGCCUUCUCCACCCAAGAAAACCGUACCAAGUUUCUCCGCUGGCGGAUCCAGCUCUUGGAGCGCAGUAUCAGGAACCUCGAUUUCUCUCCCGGAGGCAUUAACACCGUUUUGCAAGUCAACGACCUCAAAAACUCUCCCGGCCCUGCCAAACGGGAACUUCGACUUGCCACCAAACAAGCUCUGCACUUGCUUCAGGACAACUAUCCCGAGUUUGUUGCCAAACAGGUUUUUAUCAAUGUCCCGUGGUGGUAUCUUGCUUUCUACACCAUGAUCAAUCCCUUCUUGACUCAGAGGACCAAGAGCAAGUUUAUCUUUGCAGGCCCACUCAAGUCUCCCGACACUCUUUUCAAGUAUAUUUCUCCCGAGCAAGUGCCCGUUCAGUAUGGUGGCCUCAGUGUGGAUUUCUGCGACUGCAACCCCGAUUUCACUGUGUCUGAUCCUGUCACAGAACUUCCCAUCAAGCCAACCACCAAGCAAACAGUGGAGAUCGCUAUUUAUGAGAAAUGCAUCAUUGUUUGGGAGCUGCGGGUGGUGGGCUGGGAGGUUACCUAUAAUGCUGAAUUCAAGCCUGAUGCUAAAGAUGCAUAUGCAAUUAUCAUACAGAAAGCCACAAAGAUGUCCCCCACUGAUGAACCGGUGGUUUCCAAUACCUUUAAAGUUGCUGAACUGGGAACAUUAUUGCUCACCAUAGACAACCCUACCUUGAAAAAGAAGAGGCUUCUUUACAGGUUCAAGAUCAAACCCUUAUGUGAUUGAGACAAAAUCACCUCUAGUGUGAGUGUCUCUGGGUAUGUUAAGGAAGCUGAACUUGGAGAGUAAGAAAAAUGCAUGCCAUCAUUUGUUGAGCCCAUUCUUCGUCUAUAGUUUUGGUCCUGAGUUGUUUGCCGAUUGUCUUUCUCUGUCUUUGUUGUAUUCAGCACUUUAUUGCUAGACAAACAUUUUAGCUAGCCUAAAUUAUUCUUCUAUUUUCUGGCAAAGAACAAUGUUGGGGAAGAGAGUAGCGCAUGAAAAUGGAGUUGGUUUGUGAAAUUACAUUUAUUUCCAGAAUUAUGUAUCACUUUGAUGGGUGAACCAAACCACCAUGUAGAAAGCCUGGUUAUGAGAAGUUUCAAUGUAAAAUUUUGUUCUUGUAUUUGUCCUGCACGGAGUUUGGUCCAAUUAUAAGCAUUUUGAAUGUCCUAGAUGUGUAAUAUAGAAGGAGUAAAUGAGAAGUAUGCCUGAUUUCUAUCC